Messenger RNA from Phyllostomus hastatus (greater spear-nosed bat), 1239 nucleotides. Its product is annotated as upstream-binding factor 1-like protein 1. The transcript has a single exon. NCBI's taxonomy places the organism in Eukaryota, Metazoa, Chordata, Mammalia, Chiroptera, Phyllostomidae. The record is from RefSeq and is a predicted model, not a curated record.
AUGGCAUCAAGUAAUGGCCAAGACCAAUGGCCCAAAGAAGACAUUGAGAUGUUACUGGACCUCCUAGAGGAUAAUCUCCCACCCAAUGACAAUAACACAUUCAAAGCAACCCAGUCACAGAUGGACUGGGGAAAAGUAGCUUUUAAAGAUUAUUCUGGAGAAAUGUGCAAGCUCAAGUGGUUAGAAAUUUCUAAUAAAAUAAGAAAGUUUCAUACUUUGACAGAAAUAGUUCUGGAAACUAAGGAAUAUUUGAAAAAGUCUUACGAAAGGAAAACACUCAAGAACCACCCCCACCUACCCAAGUGGCCCCUGACUGCUUACUUCCGCUUCUGCAUGCAGAACAGGGCCCAGUACUCCCAAAUAUACCCUGAGUUGAACAACCUGGAGCUGACCAAGGUCCUGUCUAAGAAAUACAAGGACCUCCGAGAACAAAUGAAGCUGAAAUACAUUCAAGAUUUCGAGAAAGAGAAAGAGGAGUUUGAGGAGAAACUGGCUCAGUUUAGGAAGGACCACCCUGAUCUAGUCCAGAAUACCAAGACUUCUGUUGUACCUAAAAGGAGACCAACCAAAGCCCAAAAGGAACUUCAGGAAAAUGUGGAAAAUGUGAAAUCUCCCUCAGAAAACUAUUUUUCUGGGAAGAUAAAAUUCAUAUUUCUGUGACUAGGAGAGCUCAAGAAGCCCCCAAUGAAUGAAUACCACAAGUUCCACCAGGACUUGUGGUCAAGUAGGGAGCUGCAAGACCUGCCCCCAAGGGAGCGCAUGGUGGAGAUUGACAGACGCUGGCAGAGAGUCCCACUGAGCCAGAAGCAGCAUUACAAGAAGCAGGCCGAGGAGCUGCAGAAACAGUACAAGGUGGACCUGGAUCACUGGCUCAAGAGUCUGUCCCCUGAAGAAUACACUGCUUACAGAGAGAGAACCUAUACUAAGCGUAAGAACAUGAACAUGAAUGGAGGCCCGGACGCCAAGAUCAUCAGGACAGAUGUGCUCUGUCCUUCAGCAAGGGCUCUGCAAGAAGGGCUCUGCAAGGAGGAGCAGGGGCUGCAGGCUCCAGAGACAGAAUCAUCAGGGACUAAAGGGGCCCAUUCUCAUGCCUCACACACAUCAGAAGAAAAUAAGGAAGAUGCAGAAAAGGCAGAAAGCAGUAGCUCCUCAGACUCCAGCAGUGGGGAAGAAGAUGAAGACUGUGAGGACAGCAGCUGCAGCUCAUCUUCCUCAGGGGUCACCUCUGACUCAAACUGA